Galendromus occidentalis (western predatory mite) is the source of this 2622-nucleotide messenger RNA. Its product is annotated as zinc finger protein 271. The coding region runs from base 1 to 1941 and encodes 646 amino acids. Lineage: Eukaryota; Metazoa; Arthropoda; Arachnida; Mesostigmata; Phytoseiidae. The transcript has 8 exons. Gene Ontology annotation, molecular function: RNA polymerase II cis-regulatory region sequence-specific DNA binding; DNA-binding transcription activator activity, RNA polymerase II-specific. Gene Ontology annotation, cellular component: nucleus. Gene Ontology annotation, biological process: regulation of transcription by RNA polymerase II. The record is from RefSeq and is a predicted model, not a curated record.
AUGGAGAUAUUGGUUGAUCCACCCAACAUCGAUCCGUCUGCCAAUUGCAAUAUGGUUUAUCACGCGUUGGCUCAAUGUUUUCGAGAGGACGACACGUGUUUCGUCUGUUGUUACUGCAGCAACACUUACCUAAAUCUAACUCAGCUGCUUCUGCAUCUCAAAGUGCACCCAGGCGCGCGCCAGCCGCUUCUGAUCCUAGAUGAAUCGCUUGACGCGUACUCGCCCGUUGCUCCAGUUUUCAAGGAAGAGCCCGGAGAAUUGAUCAUCGUCGAAGACGAGGAACCCACAAACCCAAACGCCGCUGGACCCCAACGAAUCACUGUCAAAGAGAUGCAAAUGAUCGUAGACUGUGCCGUAAUGAACAAUGACUUCAAAUGUCCAAUCUGCCAUUAUAGCAAGGCUAAAGGGAAGAAAGUUUUCGAAGCUCAUGUGAUGACCCAUACGGGCGAGAGGCCCUUCAAAUGUGAUUAUUGCGAUAAACGUUUCAAUAAAAAGCCGCCAGCAUCCGAACGCCGGUUGUCGAGUGAGUGGAUGCUCAAUAUCGACAUGGGCUACUAUACGCUGGAAGAGGCGCGAUCAUCGAAGAGGCUGACUCCAGGACCGGAUCAGCUGUUCGGCUGCGCUUUGUGCGGCUACAGAACGGCGGGAUCUUACAGCCUACGUCGACAUUUCCGAGUUCACACGGGAGAGAAGCCCUACGAAUGUGAACUCUGUGGGAAACGCUUCUCUCAGCGUUACAGCGUCGCGAUACACAAACGUACACACUCGAAAGAGACGCCAAGCGAUCCGUGCGGCUCCUGUAGCCUCCGAUCUGCGGAUGAAAGUCACGCCAAGCGUCGCGUUAAAAUCCAUAAGAUUCAGCGUGAAGAUGAUGACGUCCUCUCGCUCCCCGGAGGUCUGGAAAUGCGGAUCCUUCCCGAGCCGGAUUCAUCUCUCGAAGAAAUGUCCGGCUGGUGUCUACCACAAGGAAUGGAACUAUCUCCCGUCGAGGGAAAAUUAUUUUCGUGCAAACACUGCUCGUAUAAAACACAGGUUGCGUCGAUUCUGCAACGUCACAUGCGUGUGCAUACCGGCGAGAAACCCUUCAAGUGCGAUAUCUGCUUCAAGAGCUUCACUCGGAAGAGCAGCGUGGAGACCCAUCGAAGAAUUCACACCGGGGAGAAACCAUUCAAGUGCAGUUUUUGCGCAUAUUCAUCCGGUGAUCGCAGUGCCGUCCGGCGACACUUGAUGAGCUGCAAAUUCCCAAUGCGCUUGGCAGAACUCGGGGACCCAGACUUGAUUGUACCUGACGUGGAACCGAACAACAACAGUGCAAUAUACUCAUCGCUGCCGCGGAAACCUACGACCUUGACACCAUCGAGAGCCAUCAUCAUCCCCCGCAUACUGCAGCCUACGACACGAAUUUCGACGCCGAUUAUCAAUGCUCGUCAGAUUACAACGACGCUUCCAAGGACGAACGUUCUCAACGCGAAUAUUCAGAUGACCACUCAUCCGGGCAUCGUCAAACUUCCACCUGGCACCGAUAUCGAUUACCUCACUCAGACCAGUACCCGGGGGAAGGCUAAUCAGUUCUGGCAGUACGUCUGCAACGAUUGUCCCUUCAUCACCCAAGAUUCUCGUGCCUAUAAAAAACACCGAUCCCUAGUUCAUGAGACUAAGUCGCAGUCGACCACCAAGGUUUGCAACAUCUGCAACAAAGGAUUCUUGGAUCUCGAAAAUCACCUCAAAGUUCACGAGCACGGACGCAAUCACGUUUGCGACGUUUGUGACCUGGGCUUCAACUCGAUGACGGAACUACGCAAUCACUAUCGCGUUCACACGGGGGAACGGCCCUAUAGGUGCGAUCGGUGUUCGCGUUCAUUCAGUGACAGUAGCAACUUCAAGCGGCACCUGAGACUACAUUCACAGGGUGAACCCAAUGGGAAGUGUUCGGAAAACUGAAGGAGUGCAGAUGGAAGAUUAGGGAGCUGAAGUGAGAAUGGUUCUUGCUGAAAGCGUCGAUGGAAACCCUCGGUGCUUCGCGCUGUUCUUGGCGGCACCUACGAGCACACUCUGUUAAGAUCUCAUUUUCUCGUCUGACGACUCAAUUCUUCUCUUUUCUCGAGACGUUCAUUGAGGCUGUGCAUUUUGCUCAGAAGCGAAUAUUGCACUCGAGAUUCAAUUUUUCUAUCGUUCGUCGAUUCUUCGAUAGCGUCUGCAAUCCGAUGAAUCCGCCAUUGUUAGUGAAGCCAUCCGAGGGAAGCGUGUGCGCAGGAGCCGUUCCGUUGUAGGGGCUCACCGGAUAAUUCGCUCAGCCGGUGGUCAACGAACACUUUUUAGCAACAAAUGAUUAUUAGAGUCUCGAUCGAUUGUGAGGUGCGAUGAACUCAAUUUGCUUACAAGUACAUAAGUGUCCCGAUGCCUUUUGGAAUGUAGUCCGAGCAUGGAUAUAUGAUUGUUAGGAAAUAAUGUAACGGGUCGACUGGGUGAUUGUAUCCCUGAAUGACUGGCAGUCCUCAACUCACGACUUCAGGUAUGAUGAGCGGAGGAUCAAGGUGUCUUAACACACUCGAAUGCUCGGAAGAGUAGCGAGACCGCUACGUAUUUAUUCAUUUUAAUGUGUAAAUAUAUAUUUCGGCCUCC